Laetiporus sulphureus 93-53 is the source of this 633-nucleotide messenger RNA. Its product is annotated as cytidine deaminase. Gene Ontology annotation, cellular component: cytosol. The record is from RefSeq and is a predicted model, not a curated record. Bases 126 to 596 code for a protein of 156 amino acids. Gene Ontology annotation, molecular function: cytidine deaminase activity; zinc ion binding. The transcript is spliced from 5 exons. NCBI's taxonomy places the organism in Eukaryota, Fungi, Basidiomycota, Agaricomycetes, Polyporales, Laetiporaceae.
UGCCUAUUUAGGAAUUGCGGUGGUUCGUUCCCAACUUAACGUAGCUCGCGAGCCUUUCCUUCACAUCGUGCCGGGAAUCUCACCAGCUAUCCGUUAUUUUCUGGCCGGGAACAAUAUCCAUCGGAAUGUCGAGCAAUCUUGCGAUAGAUCGCGAUGCACUGAUCAAGGCGGCUUUCGAAGCGAAAGCCUUCGCAUACAGCUCUCCAUUUCACCCCAAGUUUCCAGUCGGGGCGGCCCUUCUCUCUGAGAAUGGUGAAAUCAUUAAGGGUGCUAGCAUCGAUUGCGUCUCAUCCGGCGCUGUCUGUGCGGAAAGGACUGCCAUUGUGAAGGCCGUGAGUGAGGGGAUCCGAUCCUUCGCGGCCAUAGCCAUUGUCAGCGACGUUCCACGGCCAAUCAGUCCAUGUGGACUGUGUCGUCAAGUCAUGCAGGAGUUCUGUGCCUUUGAGAUGCCGGUUCUGAUGGCUCCUGCUGAUUACGAGGAACGCCGGAGCUCGGGGGACGAGACAGGCGGGGCGAGCAUCUUGAGCAUCCGCGAGUUGAUACAUAUCUGCGAGCCGGAGAUCUCUUACCGUCUUGUUGGAGGCGAGUCUCACUAGCUUGUAUAUCCCGUGGAAGUGAUACACAUGGGCGACG